This is a messenger RNA of Loxodonta africana (African savanna elephant), 3775 nucleotides long. It is a transcript of the gene ABCD1, whose product is annotated as ATP binding cassette subfamily D member 1. The transcript is spliced from 10 exons. Gene Ontology annotation, cellular component: peroxisomal membrane; peroxisome. Gene Ontology annotation, biological process: fatty acid beta-oxidation; peroxisome organization; very long-chain fatty acid catabolic process. The record is from RefSeq and is a predicted model, not a curated record. Lineage: Eukaryota; Metazoa; Chordata; Mammalia; Proboscidea; Elephantidae. Bases 418 to 2664 code for a protein of 748 amino acids. Gene Ontology annotation, molecular function: long-chain fatty acid transmembrane transporter activity; ABC-type transporter activity; ATP binding.
UAUGGGCCAGUGGCGGAGUCACUGUCGCUUCAGCCAGGCUGUGGAGCGGACGUACGCGCCUGGUACCCCGGGCGGGGGCUCCACUUGGGUAGGAGGAGGUGGAGGGGAAGAGAAGUCCUCCCUGCCCUCAACCUUUCAAAGCUCUGACACCAAGGGCUAGGAGACUGACACAGAGGGGAGCUAAGGUCUUCCUGCUCAGCUGCCUGAAGAGGCCAAGACACUGGAGGGCCCUGAGCCCACCGCACCAGGGGCCCCAGCAGCGCCUCAGUUGCCUAAAGCAACAAUUUCAGUGACCAGUGCAAGGCCUCCAGUUGCCUAGACAACGAGCCCGGGGUCAGAGCAAGGACCCUUCCAGCCACCUGCCUGGACUGCAGUCUCAGGCACUAGUCCCAGCCCAGCGGGUGCCAACCAGGUGACAUGCCGGUGCUCUCCACCCCCCGGCCUUCGAGGGUGACCACGCUGAAGCGCACAGCCGUGGUCCUGGCCCUCACCGCCUAUGGAGCCCACAAAAUCUACCCCCUGGUGCGGCAGUGCCUGGGUCCAGCAAGGGGCCCUCCAGGGCCAGCAGGGGAGCCCGCGCAGGAGGCCUCCGGGGCAGCAGCCACAGCAGCCAAGGCCAGCGUGAACCGGGUGUUCCUGCAACGACUCCUGUGGCUCCUGCGCCUGCUCUUUCCCCGGGUCCUGUGCCGGGAGACUGGGCUCCUGGCGCUGCACUCGGCUGCCCUGGUGAGCCGGACUUUCCUGUCGGUCUAUGUGGCCCGCCUGGAUGGACGUUUGGCCCGCUGCAUCGUCCGCAAGGACCCACGGGCCUUCGGCUGGCAGCUCCUCCAGUGGCUCCUCAUCGCCCUACCUGCCACUUUCAUCAACAGUGCCAUCCGCUACCUGGAGGGCCAGCUGGCCCUGUCCUUCCGCAGCCGUCUGGUGGCCCACGCCUACAGCCUCUAUUUCUCCCAGCAGACCUACUACCGAGUCAGCAACAUGGACGGGCGCCUUCGCAACCCUGACCAGUCCCUGACAGAGGACUUGGUAGCCUUUGCUGCCUCUGUGGCUCACCUCUACUCCAACCUGACCAAGCCGCUCCUGGACGUGGCUGUGACCUCCUACACCCUGCUUCGGGCAGCCCGCUCCCGCGGAGCUGGCACAGCCUGGCCCUCGGCCAUCGCUGGCCUCGUGGUAUUCCUCACCGCCAACGUGCUGCGGGCCUUCUCACCCAAGUUCGGGGAGCUAGUGGCAGAGGAGGCGCGGAGGAAGGGGGAGCUGCGCUACAUGCACUCUCGUGUGGUGGCCAACUCGGAGGAGAUCGCUUUCUACGGGGGCCACGAGGUAGAGCUGGCCCUGCUGCGGCACUCCUACCAGGACCUGGCCUCACAGAUCAACCUCAUCCUGCUGGAGCGCCUGUGGUACGUCAUGCUGGAGCAGUUCCUCAUGAAGUAUGUAUGGAGCGCCUCAGGCCUGCUCAUGGUGGCUGUACCCAUCAUUACCGCCACUGGCUACUCGGAGUCAGUAGACUCAGAGGCAGUGAGAAAGGCUGCCUUGGAGAAGAGAGAGGAGGAGCUGGUGAGCGAACGCACCGAAGCCUUCACCAUCGCCCGCAACCUCCUCACAGCUGCUGCGGAUGCUAUUGAGCGUAUCAUGUCAUCGUACAAGGAGGUGACAGAGUUGGCUGGCUACACAGCCCGAGUUCAUGAGAUGUUCCAGGUCUUCAAAGACGUCCAGCACUGUCAUUUUAAGAGGCCUGGGGAGCCGGAGGAUGCUCCAGUGGGUCCUGGGGCCGUUGUGAGCUCUGGUGUUCAUGUGGAGGGGCCUCUGAAGAUCCGAGGCCAAGUGGUAGAUGUGGAGCACGGCAUCAUCUGUGAAAACAUCCCCAUCAUCACACCCACGGGAGAGGUGGUGGUGGCCAGCCUCAACAUCAGGGUGGAGGAGGGCAUGCACCUGCUCAUCACGGGCCCCAACGGCUGUGGCAAAAGCUCCCUGUUCCGGAUCCUGGGUGGGCUGUGGCCAGCUUAUGGCGGGGUGCUCUACAAACCCCCGCCUCAGCGCAUGUUCUACAUCCCCCAGAGGCCCUACAUGUCUGUGGGCUCACUACGAGACCAGGUGAUCUACCCAGACUCAGUGGAGGACAUGCAGAGGAAGGGCCACUCAGAGCAGCACCUGGAGGCCAUCCUGGACAUCGUGAAUCUGCAGCACAUCCUGCAGCGCGAAGGAGGUUGGGAAGCCGUGUGUGACUGGAAGGACGUACUGUCGGGGGGCGAGAAGCAGAGGAUUGGCAUGGCUCGCAUGUUCUACCACAGGCCCAAGUACGCCCUCCUGGACGAGUGUACCAGUGCUGUCAGCAUCGACGUGGAGGGCAAGAUCUUCCAAGCCGCCAAGGACGCAGGCAUUGCCCUGCUCUCCAUCACCCAUCGCCCAUCUCUGUGGAAGUACCACACACACUUGCUGCAGUUCGAUGGGGAGGGAGGCUGGAAGUUCGAGAAGCUGGACUCGGCCGCCCGCCUAAGCCUGACCGAGGAGAAGCAGCGGCUCGAACAGCAGCUGGCAGGCAUCCCCAAGAUGCAGCGACGCCUGCAGGAACUUUGCCACAUCCUGGGCGAGGCAGCGGCCCCCGGGCAGCCCCUGGCCCCCAACCCCCCAAGCCCUGGGCUCCCCCAGGGUGCCACCACCUGAGGGGGAGCCCCAGCUCUGGGCCCUGGGCCCCCUCCCCUCCCCUGAGCUCUCGGAUCACGUGAAGGAAACAGCAGCACGCACCCACCCCAGCAGUCCCUGCACACCUCUCCUCUCCUCUCCUCCCAGGCCAGCGAAAUCACGUGCCCUUCCCCCAGCCCAGGUCCCUGUGUAAUGCAAAUGGCGAAUGUGUGCAACUGCUAACCAAAAGGUUGGAGGUUCAGGUCCACCCAGAGGUGCCUUGGAAGAAAGUCUUGGCAAUCUACUUCUGAAAAAUCAGCCAUCGAAGCCCUCUGGAGCACAGUUCUACUCUGAGACACGUGGGCUCACCAUGAGUCGAUAACUGUGACCUGUUAGCGUAGUUGAGUCCUUUACUUUUCCUCAGGGGAGCCCCACAGUCCUACCCCCACCCCGGUGCCGGUGAGCAGGCAGGGGUGAGCAGGGAUCUCCCCACAGUGCCAGCUCCCCAGCGCCAACCCAAGUCUGUGCUGAGCCUGAGACACAAGUCCCCGUGCUAUCCACCCCUUUGUCCCUCGAAGACCCUCUGCCCCAUCCCUUUAUUGCCACCACCCAGGGUGGCAAGCAGUGGGUCCAGCGCUGUGGGCACCCCUCCUGCCACAGAAACAGUUGCCCAGGGCCACAGCUAGGCAGAAAGGCAGAUGGAGCGUGCCCGCACUGCCUCACAGAGCCCUUCAGAGCAAAGACUGCCUAGCGUUGGCUGACGAGCCUGACAAGAACGGAGCUCUGUCCUUCUCGGUCCCUAGCCUCCUCUCCUUCCAAAACCUAAUUUAUUGAUUCUCUGUUUGUAUCUGUCCUGAUUGCCACGUGAGCCUCCUGCCAGUGGGGGAGGCAGGGCGGAGCAGCAGCCCACCCGGUGCCAAACUGCAGCCUCCAGCGCCACCACCUGCCAGCCUACACUGCCAGCUGCUCGCUGUGGCUCAGUGCCAAAGAGGGGUCUGCCGGGGGCACUGUCUGUGCCAAGCCGGCCCUCACCGGAAGAGGGGGACCCCACCGCCGUGUGCCUUUCCUGGCCCCUCAGCCCUCGGGCCGGGGAGCCUCCCUCAGUUCCCUGAGUAAAAACCUGCCAUGGAAAAUGCGGUCUGGCCUCCCCACC